AUGGGCUCCAUUCCAAGUCAAGUGAAGGAUUCUUCAGUUGUAUAUCCCAACAGCUCCUGUACACAAUCACAAAGCAAAGAAACUGUACUUGCCGCGUUAACCAGGCUCGAGGAAGAAUUUGCUGAUUGCGAGAAACAAUACUCAAUUCAAAGACAUGAUGUGGUCACGGCUGAAUUGAAAAGCAUAGAAUCUGAACUUAAUGAAUACGAUAUAGACAAAGCUGUAACACCUGAUAAGGAAUUUUAUGCAAAAACAAUGCAUCAGGUGAUUGUAGGUUUGGAUUUAUAUAGACGUCCCUUGCUAGCUGCUGAAAACGAAGAUUUCAUCGCCAGUAUUAACAGAACGGAGAUGCGUCGUUUCGAACUAAAGUGGAUAAAAGUGAGGCAGAAAGAGUUAGAGCAGGAGAAUCAGCUGCUACAGACCCGGUUGGCGCACUUGAAAACGUUGCGUACGAAAUAUCAACAACUUUUGGAUUCAAUUUGGCUCAACAAAACUCGACCCGGAUCAUCGCUAGAGAGAGCAGUAGAGCGAUGUCAGGAAUUACGCGACGCGCUCGCUGCAGUGAGUGUAAGGUUACGCGCGGCUGCUGAUUACGUUCAAAGUGCGCUGCGGUUGCUAGAUGACGCGCUUCCAUCUUGGAAAAUGGCGUCCAUUGGAAAAAGUGGUUGGGAGCGCACUAAAGCGUGCGCGGACGCGUGCAGCGAGCUCGUGCACGCGCGGUGCCUGGAGCGCAGCGCCCGCCGCGUGCUCGUGGCGCGCGCGGCGCCGCGGGCUGCGCGCGCGUUCCGAUUGGCUCUUGAUUAUGCGUUCACUGAUACGUUUCAUGAUCAUAGGUAUCAAAGGGCAACUGAAACAUUCGUUCAAUUCAAGAAAGCUCUCAUACAGCUGCUUUCUUCAAUCCACAAGGUUCUAUUGAAUAACGUGGACAAUUUGAUUGCUGCUGAAAAGGAUCUGGUUGAGAAGAGGAGGGAACUGCGAGCUUUAAGAGUGAACACUAUUAUACGACGUGGUUUAGCCGAAAUGCGAUACAUACCUGAUAAUAAAACGUAGUUAAUAGUCUGUUUAUUUAUUUAUUAAAUUAUUAAAAAAUAAUUAUACAAAAAACCAAAACCUCUAAAAAUAAAUGGAACAAAUGAAGGCCUUAUGGCUCAAAGUUUAUCUGCUAGGCAACCUUCAGGCACAGGACAAAAGAUUAUAAAGCUGUAAAAUUCAACUUAGAAUAGGAUUGUCUUAGGGCCAAUGAGUCAAAUAUAAUGAUUAUUCAAACGUUAAUAUAUAUUGCCACAGAUAAAACACUAGCAUAACUUGGAUAAUAAAUUUGUGUCAAUAAUAAAUAUGCAAUGGAUUAGCGAAUGGUUGUCAAUAAUGAUUUGCCUUGCCUUUCGGUACCUGUGUAUGUAAUAAUUUUCGUAGCAUCUAUAUAUUUUUG
This is a messenger RNA of Zerene cesonia (dogface butterfly), 1429 nucleotides long. RefSeq lists its product as uncharacterized. The record is from RefSeq and is a predicted model, not a curated record. NCBI's taxonomy places the organism in Eukaryota, Metazoa, Arthropoda, Insecta, Lepidoptera, Pieridae. The coding region runs from base 1 to 1050 and encodes 349 amino acids. The transcript is spliced from 9 exons.